This is a messenger RNA of Suillus bovinus, 1856 nucleotides long. RefSeq lists its product as uncharacterized. The transcript is spliced from 10 exons. The coding region runs from base 140 to 1684 and encodes 514 amino acids. Lineage: Eukaryota; Fungi; Basidiomycota; Agaricomycetes; Boletales; Suillaceae. The record is from RefSeq and is a predicted model, not a curated record.
CCGAACAGUGAAUUCAACCAAAGCAAAGGGAGCCUGGCAAUGCAUUCGGAGGAUCCGUUCGCAGAUCCAGGCCAGCGUGGUCCUGGCUACCAUCUCUAUCCACCUCAGCAGCCUGCUGACCUUGCAUCGCCCAUUGUUCAUGAAUGAAAGUAUGAUAGCUCCUGUUGAGCCAGUGGCGGUACCACUGCCCGCCCUGCAUGAAGUCAUGCUUACCCACUCUGUUCGGCAAGUCUCUUCAGGCUACACCUCGAGCGACGGGGCCAGUACUGAGUACCCCCCGAGUAAAGACAUACCCCUAGAAACGAACGAGCGUCUCCCCUUGAUCACUCGCUCAGCUCGCCCGUCUACGCCUCCCAUUGUGACCACGUUCUCGCACCCAAGCCCAGAAAGACAAUCUUAUCAUCCACAUAACUUUGGUGUCAGCCAUCCCACUCCACAGCGAGCCCAGCGUAAUCACCUCGAUGGCAAUGGCUCCGCACAUACUUAUUCGUAUGGGUCGGUGUCUAGACCGUAUGCUGGCCGUGGAUGGAUAGAGCAGGCGCUACCUCACGGUGCCAAAUACUUCGUGAAUCCGCGUAUUCAAGCCACAACCGAUAUUGACCUUCGCAACUUGGCAAAGCUGGAAGCGGUUAUGUCGGCUGUCGAAAUAGCCGGCAGCGCCCCUGAAGGAUGUGAAAUGUGGGCCAGAGAAGGUCCCGCCGUGAAGAGAGGUUGGAGGAGACAGAAGGUGACUGGAGGGCCAGUUAUCAGUUGGGUAGACCAUCGAAUCCGCAGAGUCUCGAGUGACAUUCCUAGUGUCGACGGAAUUAUCUUCUCUGGGGAAGAUGACAGACUUGAUGACGAGUACAGAUACUGGUCAUUUGUGGAGACUCACCCCGCGCAUAUUUCAUUGCCGCAAAGUGCUCGGCAGGAAGCUUUGGACGCUCUUCAUUGGUCUUACACAGACCCAUUAUUGGCACAUCCUCAGCCGAUCCCCCCUCCUUUCACCCAAGAGGAGUGUCACAAGUUGCUAGGUCAUCUCAAUGAUCCCAACCUACGAUCAACUACGACACAUACGCGGAUGAUUGCCCGCAUCUUGCUUCGCGUCGCUCACUGGCGUCAAACGCACUUCCGACCACAUAAGCCUCUUCCCCACGAUGUCCCUGUUAUGCGGCGUCCCAAACGACACGUGCCUAUGGGUCGCAUGAUUCUCGAUAUCAUUACCGGUAUUCUCUGUCUAGGUAUUCCAUUCUUCCUCGUUGAUCGGACAAACUAUGGUGGCCACGUUGACUUGGAGGGCAACAUCGUAUCUAAUUCCGGUGGUCCUUUGUUCCUGGCUGGUGCCUGUGCAUGUCUAGUUGCUGCUGUCAUCCUCAGCGCUUCUGUGACGCUCAUGACAUUACCCGGUCUGAGUGGUAUCGCACGCAUGUCAGGUCUCGUCGCCAUCAUGUGCUCAGUACUGAGCAUGAUCACCUCGUUCAUUUCCAUCAUACGCCAAAAAGCGGAGAUGUCACACGGGGCGCCGACGUCGGGCUCCGAAGGAUUUGUGCUCCUUACUCGCCGAAGUGUCCUCUUAUCUCUCCCACUUGUAUUCCUAGCCUACUCUGUCGCAGGCUUCAUCACUGGGGUCGUUAUCUACUCGUUCAACGGGGUGAUGCCCAACUUGAACGGAAUGGCGAACGGAUCUCUAUCACAGGUACAUUGAUGAUUGUAGUCAUGGUUGGCGCUCGGCGGUAUUGCUGGAGUGCUUAUCGCUUCUUUCGAUGUCUACUGAAACCAAUUCGUAACGAUUUAUGUAGUGUGUAUGUUAGAACUGGGCUGUAUCACGAACCUGUCACGCUCUCCCAUAAUAUAAUAAAGCAAGCAGUAUGAAACGA